UCGGUUAUCGUCUGUGAGAUAACAAAACCCCAUCCCGGCAGAAGCAUGGUCGGCGCUCUGGGCUUCGUGUCGUACGAUUUCGUGUUAUGCUCCGUGUGUGUUGUGGUGGUGGGCUUGAUGACGCUCUUCCUCCUGAUGGUGUGUAUGCUGAGCGUGGCGGUCAACGAGCACCGCAGUCGCAUGUGAGGUGCGGCAUGGAGCCGCACCGGCCUCGCUCGCCAUGGCGGAGAGCCGCCCUGCUGCGGCAGGAGGACCGCCAGGGGCACAGGGUCGCCGACGGGCUCGAUGUCUGCUCGCCCCGGCAGUACGACCGGCAUAUCCGCCGCAUCAGAGAGGAGCAGGAAAGAGUGCAGAAAAAAGUUUUUACAAAUUGGACCAACCAUUAUUUAGCUCAGCAUGAUCCUCCCAUGCGAGUUGAUGAUUUAAUCGAGGACUUGAGAGAUGGUGCCAAACUCAUCGCACUCAUCGAACACCUUUCUGGCGAACGUUUGCAUGGAGAAAGGGGGAGGCGUUUGCGAAGACCACAUUUCCUCAGCAAUGUUAACCAAGUCUUGCAGUAUUUGGAAAGAAAAAGGAUAAAACUUGUAAAUAUCAAUGCCACUGAUAUUGUGGAUGGGAAGCCAGCAAUUACUUUAGGAUUAAUUUGGACUAUUAUCCUACACUUCCAGAUUGAAGAAAAGACAAAACUUCUGACGGAACAGAUGGCUUACCUGCAGACUUGUGCCAGCAGUACCAGUAGCCUGGAUAGUGUUGGUGCUCAAAGUCCCAUGCCUUACUUGGAAUCUUCACCUCAAAAGCUAUUGGGCACCGCUCCUGCGGCGGCAACAAAACCGAGCCCAGCCGACAGGUGGAAGGGUGGGGCACGGAAAGCCCUUCUCCACUGGGUCAAGAACAGUAUCAGUCAGCGUUUUGGAGUGCAAGUGACUAAUUUCGGCAGCUGUUGGCGAGAUGGCUGGGCUUUUCUGGCAAUCAUACACAGGAUCCGUCCUGGGCUGGUGAAUAUGGAUGCCUUGCAGAAUGUGAGCAAUAUAGAGAGGCUCGACACCGCAUUUAGAAUAGCAGAAACAGAGCUUGGAAUUGCUAGGUUUUUAGAUCCAGAAGAUGUUGAUGUUCCCUAUCCAGAUGAAAAAUCAAUCAUGACAUAUGUAGCACAGUUUUUGCACUUAUACCCAGAAACAUAUGCAUCAGCAGACUUAGAAGAUGUGGAUCUCACCCAAAGCAGUGAUUUGGAGAUUUUGUCUCUAUGGUUAGACAGAGCAGAAACAGUAUUAGCUAGUCAUAAAAGUCCCAGUGUGGAUUACAAAACACAGUAUCAUCAUUUCCAUUCCUUGAAAUCGGAAAUGAAGAAUUACCGAGACAUUUACGAACGACUGCGAUCGAAAGCAAGCUCGUCUUACGACGCAGAUUUAAAGGCUGCAUGGCCGAUCGUUCUCCAGAGGUGGGCCAAAGUGGAGAAGGAAUUGAUAGAUUGGCAACGCUACUUAGACGGAUCAUUGACUGGUGUCUUCGAGCAGCUGAGCAGGUGGUUGACAGAGGCAGAAACGAAAGUGUCAUCUCCUCUCUUACCAGUUAUGGACAGUUCUAAUAUGUUGGCCACAGUGAAAAGAGCUUUGGAUGAUCACACAGAAUUUUUUAAACCACUAGACGGGUACUUCAAAUACUUACAAAAUUGGCAGCAAUUUCCAGAAGCUGCUUACGUUGUACCAGAACACAUAGAUGACCUGCAAAAAAGGCUUGAGAAUGUAUCAGUUCUUUCACAUCGUCGAUUGGUCAAACUGCAGCUGGAGAAUGCUCGAUAUAACCUCUUGGAAUUAUUGUCAGAUGUAGAAAACCAUUUGAAGAAAUGGAAUCAAAAGUAUGGGUAUCAGAAGGAAGUUCAAGCAAUUUAUCAAGAAUAUAAAACUUUUGUUGAAGAGAAAAGAAUUUUCGAAGAGUAUGAUAAACGUUAUGCCUUGAUUGGAACAAACGUGGAAACGUGUCAAUAUGUUGGAGCUCUAGGUGCCAAAGAGAGGGACAAGCUGGAAAAAUUUCUAGCAGACGUUGAUGGCCUAUGGAAGAAAAUGAUGGUUGAACUGCAUUCAGUGGGUAAUACUUCCCAAGAGGUUUUGAAUCAAUGGCAAAGGUAUUCAAAUGGUCUCCAGCCAUUAAUGAAAUGGCUUGACCAAGCAGAACUGGCUCUCAGAAAGGAUGCUGAAUACCAGCUGGAUUUCUUUCAAGACCUUGCUUCCUGGCAAGAGAGUAAAAUUAAAGUCACAGAAUCUGGAGACUAUCUGGCAGCUACUUGCAGGGAAGAUAUCUCUCAGAAUGUGAAGCAAACUGUUGCCAUGAUUAGAGAGAAAUGGGAUAAACUUUUACCCCAUAUUCAAGAAUUUUUACAUUCUGGGGAAAUUUUAAGAUCAAGGCAUACUUUUCAUAAGAGUUUGAAAGAGCUUGAGAUGUGGAUAUUAAAUGCAGGAAAUGUUUUGAAUGAAACUGUUGUUUGCAAACCAGGAGAAUUAGAAAUGUACACUGAGAAACUUAAGAAACUUCAAUCUGAGUGGGAACAACACGACAAUCUCUUUAAGAAUGUUUCUAAGCAAAUGCACUCAGUAGUGACUCAUAUGACUGCUCCUGAAGUUGAGAAAAUCAUGCAUACUAUGAAAAAGGACAAGGAAUCUCUUCUAAGGAUCAAAUCUAAUUUGAUGUCCCGACUUCAAGCACUUUAUCAAUUGAUGGCACCUCAAGAAUCUUUGGAGAAGGGCUUAUCAGAAGUUUCUUACUGGUUGGAUGAAGCCGAAAGCAUCAUCGCAUCCUAUGGGAUACCGAGCUGUGCACAAGAAAUUGCAGCAUUGCAAGAGAAACAUAAGCUUUUCUUCUCACAUUCACCUGAGUAUAGAGCAAAAAUUAAGAGUCAAAAGAAUAUGUUCAAUAGCAUGAUGGAACAUACCAAAGGAAUGCCCAAUUUAGAUACUAGUCAUGUUCAACUUAGUAUAGCUAAUACAGAAGCUCGAUUUGAGAGCUGUUUGUCACUUGCAAAACAGUGGGAAAAUGCACUGAUGGAAGCAGCUCAGAGAUGGCAACAGUACUUUGCACACACCCACACUGUGAAGGAAAAGCUUCAGACUGCUGAGACAUACCUUAGCAAGAAACCUUCGGAUGAAAAACAACUGCAAGCACAAAAGGCAUUUUUCAGUAGCAUAAAUGAUUCUACAAUACGUGACCUCACAGCUUCCAGUGAUGCUGUUCUUGCAACACUUCCGCCUACGGAUCAAGGUCCCAUUAAAGAAGCUGUCCAAUCCUUGCAGAGAAGAUGGAAGGAGAUGACCGACCGAAUUCCGUGUCAUCUUCUGCAACAAGAAUUCCGGAUCAAAGAGCAAGAAUUCAAUGCUCAACUUCAAGAGAUGAAAGGGGAACUCAGAUCAGAGCAACAGAUGAUUGACAGUGGAAAAAGUGGAGAUGUGGUGAUGCAGAAACAUACGCAAUAUUUUACUCAACCAAGAAGGCAUCUAGCAAAAGAAUCACUGUACAAGUUAAAAAUCUUAUCAGAUGAGUACAAAUACGCAAAUACUAAGGAUCCAAGCAUGAGUGAUGCAUACGCUGCAGAUGAGAAGCAGUGGAAGCAAAUGGAGCAAGAAAUUGAAUCAUUUUUACAGGGGCUUCAGAAAUUGAGAGAAGAUUGGACUGAAUAUUGUCAGAGGUUCAAUGAACUUCUACAAUGGAUGGAUGAAGUUGAAAAGCACAUUAAAGUCAUCACAGAUGAUAUUUCAUCUUCCGGAGAAUUUGAGACAGUCAAGUCAAAAUUUUUGGGUGUGUGUGAAACUGUCGAUAGUAGACGAGAAGAUGUCAAAUGGCUAGUCAGGAAACUCGAGAGCUUGUUACCACACAUAUCAGAAGUCGAGGGAGCUGCAGAGCAAGACAAACUAGACAAACUCUUGGCUCGAUAUAAAACUCUUCUCCCACGAAUCGAAACCACGAUAAUGGUGACGGAAACCAUAACCAAGUGUUUCGUUUACCGGGAAGAAAUUACGGAAGUUAACCGAUGGUUGAGGGAGGUGAAAGCUGUCACGGAGAGUGUUGAAGAAACUACUUAUGAUGACCCGAAAAAGUUGUCUGAAAUGGUUCAGCAACAAGAAGCAAUUGUUCAACAGCUUGAAACUCAUUUGAACAAUGUAAAGUCAAGCAUAUACAAAGGAAAAGAAUUAAAAAAGCAGAAAAUGCAUCCAAAGUUCGUAGAGCAAGAUGUGGCUGACUUGGAAAAGAACUGGACAGAAGUAUAUGAGAAAGCUGUCCGAAAACUUGAUGUCCUUAAAGAUGCAUAUAAAUUGUGGGAUGAUUAUGACAAGCAAAAAGGAGAAAUAUUUCGUCUUCUAGAACUAGCAGAUGAAGAGUUGAAAAAAUUACGUAAAUCUUCUGAUUUACAGAAAAGCUCGAAGCAGUAUCAAGAACUUCAUGAAUCAACAGAAAAUAAUCUGAAAAAAUUCAAGACUGUCGGCCAAGAUUUGGCGCCUCGGCUGAGUCAACACCAGAGGCCAAUUUUAGAGAAAGAAGUGGUGGAGAUUGAGCAAAAGGUGUUGAUGGUGCUAUCCACCUUGCAAGAAAAUCUGAAAUACUUGGAGCGCUCUACGGAGAAGUGGACCAAGUUUAAUUUCAAGCUGGAAGGUUUCGUUUCGCAAAUAGAUGAUCUCAUCGAUAGGUUGAAGGGAAUAUUAUCUGAAUCAUUGCCACCGGAGGAUCGACUGAGAAAAUUGGAUGAGCUGCAUGUGGAGAUCAGAGACCAGAAGCAAGUGUUGCUGAACCUGGAAAAGGAAAGCGAGGAGUUGGCCGUGGAUCAGCCCGAAGGCAGCAAUGUGCGGGUGAUCAUUGGACAGUUGGGCAAGCUGAGGGACAGGCUCAGGACCUUGGAGGAGACUGUUGUCACCCAGAGGGGUAUUGUGUCGAAGAAUAUUGAUGCCCUGAAGAAUGUCAAGAAUUUGCUUAAGAAUGAAAGGGAGGAAUUGAAGGCAGCUGAAGUUAGGCUUGAAAAUGGCCCUCCUGUAGCUGUUACCUUAAAAGAAGCUUAUAGUAAGAAGGAAGAAAUCCAGGUCUUUUGUGAACACUGCCAUAGCAAAGUUGCUUACAUUUCUGAAAUUGGAACCCAAACAUGCGAAGAAGUAGCAGAUGCAGCUAUACAGUGCGAAUUCGCCGAAAUCCAGGAUCAGUGGAAGAACAUUGCUGAAACGAUCCAGCAAUGGAUAGAGCAACUGCAAAUAAUAAUUACCUCCUGGGAGGAUGUCACUGUUAAAUUAGAGAAAAUAUUAAAAUGGCUUGAUGUGACUGAAAAGAAAGUGAAAAGUGUUGCAUCUGUAAAUACAGUGAAGGUUGAAAAGUUGGAAGAGCUUAAAACUGUGUUAAAGAUCCCUGCUUCAGAGAUUGAGGAGCAGCGCAGCCAGCUCAGGAGAGCUAAUGAAGACAUUGAUGAACUGUCGAGGCAUCUCUCUCCAAAAGCUAUCAUGGCUCUGCACGCUCAGUCCUCUGAUAUCCAGAGGCGCAUCGACGAAAUCGGGGACACCAUUCGGGUGCAGAUGAUAAGGCUGGGCUCCAUCAUUUCGGAGCAGGACCAGUUGGUGAAGACGAUGGACAACUUCACUCAGUGGGAAGAGGACGUUAAGCUGCAGCUGCACAACUUUGAUGACAUUUUCAUGGACCAGAUAGAAGCUGUUCUCAAGAGCAUUCAGGUACUGAAGAUUGAAAAUGAUAACAGACAAAUUGAUUUCAAUAAUAUAUAUGACGAAGUGAAAAAACUGAGUGAUUCUUAUGAUUCAUCUGAAUUGGAACAAAUAUCCAUGUUAUAUUCCAAACUCUCUGAGCUUUACCAAAACACUGAGGAAUUAUUGUCCAAAAAACAGAAACUGCUCCAGAAGCUUCUUGAUUUUGAAGCAUGGAGAAAAGACAUGUGUGAAAACAUUGACCUUCUUAAACAAAAAAUUGAGGGUAAAAAGUACAAAGCUGAAGAUUUGGCAAUUAUCAGUGAAGAAUUGACAAAACUUCAGCGAGAAUUCGACAUUAAAUCCAGCCAGUUAUCCGAACUUGAUCAAAUAGCUCAAAGACUUAACCAAAUCAUUCGGGAUCGCACAACUUCUUUACCCAUGACUGUUGCCGAACGAUUGACUCACAUUCAAGUUCUUCUGAAAUCUGUGAGGGAACUUUUGGUGAAAGAGCAAGAUUCUUUAACAAAGCUCAAUAAAUCUUGGGAUGAAUUUAACAUUCAGCGCCUAUCCGUAUGUGAGUGGUUAGCUGAUGUUGAUAAAAAAAUUCAAGCUAUUCAUGAUUCCUCUACCAGCCAGUCUGAUUUCAUUAAAGAGCUUAAUGUCCUUCAAGAAAUGCACACAGAGAUGGAAAGUCGGACAGCUCAUUUCACCUCUGUCCACGAACUUGGUCGGUCUCUGAUUGAAGAAGAUUCUUCAGCAUUUGCCAUCAUUCAGGGAUAUCUAACGGCCUUAGAUAAACAGUGGGAAGAAGUGGCCGCAAAUCUUACACAAAAAGAAAAAUCUAUUAGUCGUUUAGUACAAUUGUGGAAAGAGAGUGACUCGUUAGAAAACCAGAUUUUAGAAGCAAUCAACAAUGCUAUGCAGUUGGUGAAAGUUUCUUCAUUUGCACCGAGCGAUUCAGUUCAAGUGUCCAAACUAUUAGAAAAUGCUAAGGCUGCAAAUGAUAUUUUGAAGUCUCAUCACUACGAGCUGGACAGUUACAUUCUCAAGAAUAAAGAGCUUACUGACAAGUUAACUCCCUUCCAAACAUUUGAUAAAUCAUCACUGGAGACCAAAUGCAAUCAGGUCCAGAAAAAGUGGCAGGAAGCUUGGAACUCAGUGGAGUCCCGGCUGCAAAACCUUGAAUCCCAAGUGGUGUUGUGGCAGCAGAUUGAUUUCGACAAGGAAGACAUACUCAAUUGGGUCACCGAGAUUUGUCGUUGCAUGGAGGAAUGCAUCAACAACUUAGAGAGUCGGGAGAAGUCGCAAAUGAUUCUUGACCGGUACAAUAACGAAAAGGAAUUCCAUUACCAGAACAAACAAGGGAUAUUUCAGAAGAUUCAGUCUCUUCAGGAACUAAAUGAUGGGAUGGAAAUUGCCACUUUGGCAUCUCUGAAGGAUGUCAUUGAGACACAUCUUCAAGAGGCAUCCAACUUGGCCAGCAGAUUACAGAGCUGCAUAUCAGAGCUCAGCAUAGAAGAAACAGAAUUGAAAAAGGCCCAGGAGGCGCUGAGCGAGUGGUUGCUUGCAAUGCGAGAUGCCGUGUCGAAAUGUGAAGAUGUGACUGCCAGCGAUGACAUUAUUUUGCAGAAUUUUGAAAACUGUAAUCAAUUACAACUUGAAAUAAAUGAUAACAAAAACAAGGUUGAAAGUCUGAACAGGAAAAUCAAUGAAUAUAAAGAGAAGCAUCCGCAUUUAGACAUCUCUUACCUUGACAAAGAAAAUGCCAGUUUACAGAAAAGAUAUGAAAAAUUAGUGAGCACAACUACAAAAGUAAUUAGCUUCUUAUCAUCUACAUUGGAACGACGUUAUCAAAUGACAUUGCAAGACUUCCAAAGGUGGUUAACAACUCAUGUGGAAAAAGUCUCAUCUUGUAAUCCUGAUUUUGCUGGUGAUCGUUACAGUCUUGAUUCAAAACUCAGCAUUUUGCAAGAAAUUGAAAGCAAUGUUCCUCAUGGUGAAAGCAAGAAAUUCAAACUUGAAUUAGCAUCCAGCAGCUUGCUUCAAGUCCUUCCCACAGAAAAGCAUCCAGAUAUCCAGUCCACACUUGACCAAGCCAACAACGAUUGGGAAUCUUUCACAGCCUCCAUUGCCAAUAACAGGACUUCCUUGCAAAAUCUCUUGAGCUUAUGGCAAAAAUAUGAAACCGAAUUCGAAACUUUUAGCUCCUGGCUCAAAGACAUGGAGUCAAAAGUGAAGAGUGAAACAUCUCAGCAAGUUGAUCUAGAUGAUAUCCAACAGCAGCUGUCUGUUAUAAUGGGUCUACAGAAAGAAGUUCAUUCCAAAAAACCACUUCUUGAUAGAUUACAUCAGACAAUGCAGCAAAUUAGCAAUGAAAAUCCUGAAGCUAGGCUGAAAACUCAAGUGUCACAACUAAAUUCUAGGUAUCAAGUCUUGGAUCGGAACUUGCAGGAAGCAAUAAGACGAUUGGAAGCACUUUUAAAAGUCAAGAAAGAUUACGAAACUGCAAAGACUGAGCUGCAGAAAUGGCUGAAUGAAAUGGAUCAAAGCUUGAAGCCCAAUCUCGAUGUUUCUGGAGAUAAAGCUACAUUGCAAUCAAAGCUCAACACCUUGAAGGAUUUGUUGUCCAAGAAAGAGCAACAUACUCCCAAGUUAUCUGCUGUGACUGAUGCUGGGGAGGUGAUCUACCUGAGCCUGAACAUGGAAGGGAGGGACCGAAUCCGUUCAGAAAUGAGGAACCUGCGAGACUCCUGGGAUGAAAAAUGGCAAAAAGUGAAUGCAGCUACGAAGAACAUCGAAUCAUCCCUGAUGGCUUGGGGUACUUUUGAAGAGAGCUGUAAACAAGUGGCUGUCUGGUUGAAUGAACUUCUGAACCAGCUGGGAACAAUUCAACUGAAAGCUACUCUAUCUGAAAAAAAGGCUCAACUACAAAGUUAUAAGGCUAUGUCACAGGGCAUCUCAGCUCACCAAGCAGUGAUAUCAAAGCUAAAAGAAAAAGCAAAAUCUUUACCUGAGUCAGCUCCGAAGCAUGAUGUUGAAGGAUUCCAGAAGCAGUAUGAUGAGUUGAUUGCAACUAUCAAAGAACGUGUUUCUGUUUGUGAUAAUCAUGUUGUGGAACAUGAGAAGUACAGGAUAAAACUCGAACAAUUCCAAGACUGGUUGCGUUCUCUGAAAGCUGCAGUUGACACCAAUAUUGAGCAUGGUGAUACUGAGGGUCUUAAGAUGAAACUUAUUGCAUUAUCUACUGUUCUGGCUUCCCUUGAAGAAGGAAGUGAAAAAUUGGAAGAGCUGCAGCUGAUGCUGAACGAAGUUCUGCUGCACACAGAUCCAAAAGGUCACGAAGCUCUGAACCUGGAACUUGAGCAAGAGAAGGAGCACUGGCAAUCGUUCUUGAAGCAGUGUCAGGGAGCUCGAGACAGUAUUUCUGAAGUGGUGAACGACCGAGGCAACUGUGACGAAACAAUUUCUGCGAUGGAGCAGUGGCUUGCCGAGAAAGAUCACUUGUUGAGGGAGCAGUGUUUGAAGGGCACACUAGAAGCUAAACAGACUCAACUUAAGUCAGUUAAGGAAUUGGAAAAUGAGAUCCUCACAAAGCAGACUGAUGUAAGCUCCUUACAUAGCCGAGUGGAACACUUGAGAGGGGAUGCCACUUUGAUUUCAAAAAUAUCCAAGAUCAUGACUAAAUAUCAAACAUUGAAAAAUACUGUCAAGGAUUCAGUCAGAAAGUGGGACCAGUAUGUGAAAGAGCAUGAAGUCUUCGAGGCAAAACUCUCAGAAAUCAUACAGGCUCUUGAAGAACCCGAAAGGAAAUUAAAAGAAAAUUCGAUUCUCAUUGGAGACAUGGCUGCAUUGCAAGAGCGCCGAUCUUUCUUGGAGGUAAAGUGUUUUCUUCUGUCACAGAAUUUAUGUCAUAUUGAAGCAACAAUUGAGCUUGGAGAAAGAUUGUACACUUCUACAUCUCCUGAAGGAAGAGAAAUUAUUCGACAAAAAAUAAGAAAUCUCCAGAAAACUUAUGAAACUCUUCAGGAAAAAUGCAACUCUGCUCUGAGAGCAAUAGAUUCUUGUCUGCAGAAAUUGAGCUCUUUUUUGCAAGGUCAGGAAAGGCUGUCCAAGUGGUUACUAGAAGUUGGCCUAUCUGUUCAGCAGCACACUGAACCAAAAUCUACCAUUCAAGAGAAAAGAGCUCAACUUCAAAGUCAGAAGAUUAUACAUCAAGAUAUCAUAUCCCAUAAGCCUUUGCUGGAUGUAGUCUGCGAGAAAGCCAAUGAGCUAAUAACAGUAACUGGCGACAAUUCCAUUCCUUCAUAUGUAGAAGAAGUGAAAAUGAUGUACAAUGCUAUGUGCACAAAAUCUGAGGGAUUGUUGAGUAAACUAAAAGAAAGCAUCAGUGACCACCAAACUUAUUUAGAUCGUUGCCAAGAAUUCCAAGAAUUUUUAUCCUCUAAUUAUAUGAAGCUGCAGGAGUGUAAAGACACCACUGGUGAAAAACGAAUUAUUGUUAGUCGAUUGGACAUGCUUAAAGAACUAAUCAGCAAAGAGCCUGAAAUUGACAAAAAAUUAACAGAUUUGGAGUUGCUGUGUUCUACUGUUUGUAAGAAUACCAGUGAGCAUGGAUGUGAAGUUAUCAGACAUGAACUAAAAGAACUUUCUGACUCUUGCAGUCAGUAUAAAGCAGCUGCUUCCGAAAGUAAACAUAACUUGGAGAAUAUUAUUCAACAGUGGCUCAGCUUUGAGAAGGAUAUCGAUUCUUUGAAUACAUGGUUCAAAGACAUUGAUUCUUCACUGAAACAGCCGCAGUUGCAGUCAACUUUACAAGAGAAGGAAUCUCAAUUAGCUUUUAUUAAGGACUUAAAUGAAAAGAUAAUGUCAAAGCAGAAAGAUCUGGAUAGUCUUACUGAUGAGGCUCAUUCUCUCACUCACUCAUCAGGAGUGGAAAGCAUCAAGUUUCAAGUGUCUCAACUGAAUGCUCGGUAUCAAAAUCUGGUCUCAUUGGUUAAGACACUAUUGCUUCGAUGGGAGGCAAUCCUUCAAGACCAUGCUGCUUAUGAACGAAAAGCAGAUGAGUUUUCAGAAUGGCUGGCAUCUGGACAAAAAGUGUUGACAGAACUAGAAACUGAAGAGAGUCUUGAGCAAAGCAUGAUAAAAUUGCAGGUUCUGGUGAAUGAUAAAAUCGUGGGUGAGCAAUUGCUGACAGAAACAGUUACAGCAGGCGAGAGACUUUAUCAAGAUACUGCUGCUCCUGGACGGGAAAUGAUCAGACAAAGGUUGCGAGAACUGCGAGAUAAAUUUGAUCUUUUCUCAAACAGUAUGUUGGAGUUACAACGCCAAUUAGAUAGUUUGAAUCAACAUUGGGUCAGUUUUAAGGACACAUUUAAGCUUAUCUUAAAUUGGAUGAAUAGUACUGAAAAAACUCUUUCAUCUGAUGAUGUUAAUCUACCUUCAUUGCAAGAUCUGUCUCCUAGACUUUUGAAGUAUAAGGCACUGCAGCAAGAGACAGAGCUAUACAAACGUCAAUUAGAUGUCUUACAUGCUAAAGUGCAAUCUGUAGCACCACUUAUGAAGGAAGAGGAUUUACCACUCUCAGUCAAUGAAGCAGCUGCUCGCUUUCAUUCCCUUGUGUCUGUUAUUAAGGACCAUGUUGCCAAAAUGGAAUCCAUUUCAAACAUGCACCACCAGUGCCAAAAUGAAAAAGAAACCUGUGAUGAAUGGUGCCUGAAAAGUGAAGAAAAAGUCAGUUUGUGUUGUGACCUAACUGGCAACAAGACUGUACUCGCAGCUAAAGAAGAAAAAUUGAAAAUUUUGAAAGAUCAAUUACCAGAAGGUGGUAAGAAAAUAGAAAAUUAUGGUAAAAGUAUUAACAAAUUAUCCAAUCUAAUCAUUCCAAAAGAUUUUGAGCUUCUUGUCAAGGGUCAUGCUGGAUGUGAAAAGAAAUUUGAAGAUAUUUCCACCAAUGUGGAUGAAACAUUACGAGAAAUUGGUGAGAAGAUUAAACAGUGGGAGCUUUAUGAUGAAAAGUGCAAUGCCAUGACCAACUGGUUAGAAAGUAUGGAACAAAAGGUGAAGGACUUCUCCCUCAAAACAACUGUGGAAGAGAAAUCCGAGCAAAGAGAUAAAUUUCAGGCAUUACUCAAUGAGCUUCGUGCUCGAGAAGCUGAUUUCGAUGUUCUGUCUGAUGAGUCACAAGAGCUGAUUGCAUCUAGUGGAGAAAUGAGAAUUUCCAUGGGAACUUCACAGCUCACGUCUCGCUUCCAAUCUAUGCUUCUGACUUGCAAAGAACUCGCUAGGAAGUGUGAACAGCAUGUUACUGAUCAUCUGCAAUUCAAUGAAAAAUACAAAACAUGUUCUGAAUGGAUUGAAAAUGCUGCCUCACGAUUUGCUAAAGUCAACUCGAUGCCUUACAAUAAUUGUGAGACACUUACUCAGAAGCUGAACCUUGUUGAGGAUUUAUUGCAAUCUAAAGAUGAAGGGUUGAACUUGCUGAGUGCAACAUUGCAAUAUGGUGAACAGCUGCAAGUGGGCUCUUCUCAAGAAGGGUGGGAGACAGCCCAGGUGAUGAUGCAAAACUUACAAUCUGCAUUUGACAAGGUUUUCAAUGGUGCAUCUAGCCUGGAAAGGAACCUCCAAUCAACACAAUUCUCAUGGUCCGAAUUCGAUGAAUCAUUCCAAAGGCUCCAGCAGUGGACCGCAAAUUGCUCCAACAACUUCUCAGAUUCUCCAAAAUUAGGAUUGAACUUGGAUGAGAAAAAGAGCUUGUUGAGGCUUUACAAGGCAUUAUUGGUUGAUGUGAAGGGUCAUGAGCAAGCGAUAGAAGAUCUCCAAUUUGCUGUUGACAGUUUGCCCUCAUUAGACCAAAACAUUGAACAAAUCAUAAAAGAUUUGGCCUCCAAACACAAAAUAUUGAAAGAAAAUUGUGAGCAAUAUAUAACGUUUUAUGAAAAAUCCGUGAGUGACCAUGAGUCCUUCAACAAAGCAGCAGCUGAAUUGAAGAAUUGGCUAUCAUUUACUGAAUCUGUGAUAAUGGCUUGUAACGACACUAACUUAGACAGAAUAUCUUUACUGGCCAGUUUGCAAAAAGUUAAGAACAUCAUGGAAAGCUUUCCUGAAGAAGAUCCCAAACUGCGGUCCAUUGAGGAAUCUUUGCAACAAGUUCUGACGUCCACUCACAGAGACGGUCAUGAGAAUCUCUCAAAUGAACUGAAGGAUCUUCGCCACCUCUUCCAAUCGACAAUAAUGGCUGCCAGGCACUCUCAAGACUACUUAGAAGAUCUGCUGAAGCAAUGGACCGACUACGAGGCCAGGGUGAAUGAAGUUCAGGCCUGGAUGAAAGAUGUGGAAAGUACUCUGCAAUCCAUUUGCUACAAAGAGGGUCUGUCUGAAAAGCGAACUCAGCUGGACCAGUUAAAGAAUAUCCAGGGUGAAAUUCGAGAAAAAGAACUUGAAAUUGAUGCCCUCACAGACAAGAUCCAACAACUGCACCGAGGCCCCAGCAAAAGGAGGAUCAGUCAACUCAGUGAACUGGGAAUCCGUUAUCAACUUUUGGUCUCUCGAGCAAGGGAUAUUUACACCAAAUGGAAUCAAUAUGUCAUUGAUCAUCAAGACUUCUUAAACCAAGUGUCUGAAUUCCAAAAGGUGGUGACUGAAAUAAAGAGCAAGUUGGAGCAAUGUCACUCUCCAGGAGAAACACUGGAAGACCUCGAAGAAAAACUGACAACUGUUCAGGAUAUCCUAUGUGAAAAAGAAACGCUUGCAUCAAAGUUCCAAGUUCUCACCAGUAAAGCUCAGGUUGUACUGUCAACCACUGCACCUAUUGGACAUCAGCCUAUCAAUGAAGCUGUUCAAUCCCUUCAGGAGGAGCUUUCCACCAUAUCUCUGAAGGCUUCCUCCAUCAAGCUUUCUUUGGAAGAUUGCAUGCACCUUUGGGCCGAGUUCUCGUACAUGAUGAAGCAGGUUUCUAAGGUCACGGAUACUAUAGAAGCCACCUUGGCAGAGACAAAGAAGCUACAGUCAACUCUGCCCGAGAAAAAGUGUCUUUUAGACAAAGUCAAGAGUCUGCAACACAGAAUCUUACAAGAAAAGAUAGAAGUUGACAACCUUAGUCACCGAGCAGAAGAAAUGAUUGAGAAGGGUCCACAAUGUGUUUAUUCUUCAGAGGCACUGGAUGUAGUCCACAGGUUUAGAGCUGCUACAGAAAGUAUUAAUGCCCAAGUGCUUCAGAAUGAGCAGAAUUAUAAAAAUCAUCUAUCAUUCAAAAACAACUGUGGUAGCCUAGUGUCUUGGAUGCGUCAACUCCGGGAAAAAAUUCCACCUCUCACACGAUCAUUAAGUGAUCGUUUGAACCUUGAAGCCAGUGCAUCUGUAUUAGAAGACUUAUUGGCCAAAAAAGCUCAAGGCCAACUGAAGUUGGAUUCUGUUGUCCAUUCUGGUGAAGUUGCAAUGGCAACUAGCUCUGAAAGUGGAAAGAAAAUGAUAGCAACUGAUGUUGAAAACCUCACCUCAGAUUUCCAGAAUCUUUUUGUUGAAAUAACUGACUUGAAAGAUGAAUUAGAUAAUAUUUGCAUUCAACUGAGAGAGUUUAAGGAGGAGUAUGAACGUGUAGGAGAAUUUAUCCAAGUAAUGGAACAAGACAUAAAAGCCCAGAAGACUUUGCUUAAGGCAACUCUUGAAGAGAAAAAAGCAAUGGUUCAACACUGCAAGAGUUUGCUUGAUGAUUUGGAAAAGGGUAAAGAUUCAGUUGAGAAAUUAACAGCUAUCGCUCAAGGACUCCUAACUUCUCAUUUAGAUACUUACAUUAGAAACCAGUUAACUGUUGUCAACUCUAGAUAUCAAGUUACCUACAAUUUGGCAAAGGAUGUUUAUGACAAAGCUAGUCUUAAUUAUGAUGCCCAUAAAUUGUACAGUGAAAAACUCCAAGAAAGCUUAAAAUGGAUGGACAAGCACAAUGAAAGAAUAAAGAAAAUAGGUGAAGCUAAAGGCAGAAAGGAAGAUUUGGAAAAGCAGUUAGAAGAAAUCCAGGCUAUUUUAAGAAAACAGGAAGAUGGAUUAUCACUCAUUCAAUCUACCAUCACUGCUUCUGAAAAGGCAUCUCGUUGCUCUAAUCAAGCAGGCAAAGAUAUCAUUGCAAAAGAAAUACAUGAUAUGCAGUCUCGAUGGGAUCGAUUGCUUCUCACCUUAUCAGAGAGCAAAAUUUCUCUGGAAACUGCAUUACUUCAAUGGGCAGACUACACAUCUUCAGAAGCAAAACUGGUUAAAUGGUUGAAUGAACAUGACCAAAAGCUCAGUGAAGUGAAGAAAAUGAAUUUGCCCCCUGCUACAAAGGAAAAUGUUAAUCAGAGGCGAGCCAGGCUGAGAAAAGCAAAUAGCAUUGUUCAAGACAUUGAGUCCUUUGAGCCAAUGAUAGAAUCUGUGAACUCAAAAGCUGAGCAGCUACAACAGGGAAUAUCUCCGGGUAUUCAGGAAAAGUAUCAAGUUCUGGUUCAAGAAGCUAAGGGCUUCCGUGAUCAACAGAAAAAUGUGAUGGACAUGGUUGAACAAUUUGUUGAGGCAUGUAUAGAGGUUUCAAAGUGGUUGAGUGCCUCAAGAGAAAAGUUGAGCAAGUGCGCAACGCCCUCUGGCGACCGAGAUGUCUUAAGAGAGAAGACUAGCAAAAUAAAGGUUCUCCAAUCAGAAUUGGACGAAGGUCUCGAAAAGCUUCGCCAUGCUGCUCGUUUCGGAGAAAUAGCAAAAGCCAGUGUGGUGGAGGAAGAGAAAACAAUGAUUGAUGAAGAGCUUGCCAGAAUGCAAGAAGAGUAUGAUGUGCUGAAGGAAAGUGUAGCAGAAAUCAAAAUUUCUCUUGAUGUUGGGCUUGUUAAAUGGAACGAAUAUGAUGAACAGUUCGAAAAGUGUUCUCAGUGGCUGAUUGAAAUGGAACCUCUUGUACAAUCUUAUGCAAAGCCACAAGUUGAUCUGCUUUCAAAGAGGGCUCGUCUGCAGGAAUUUCAGGAUCAUCUACAAACUAUAUUUGAUUGGCAGAGUGAAUUUGAUAAGCUGAACAUGAAAGCCCAGCUUCUUCUAGAGACCUAUUCUGAUUCAAGUAUAUCGAAUGCAUUUACUCAACUUUCCCGAAAGUAUGGAGCCUUAGUCUCAUUUUCAAAGGAAAUCAUGCACCAACUUGAGCACCACUUCCAAGAACACCAACAGCAGCAGUGCAUGUACAGCGAGUGCAUUGAAUUGAUUGAUGUUUCUCGUGAACGGCUGAAUGAUUGCAGCAGGCCAUCAAGUAGCAUUGAUGAGAUCAAUGCGAAACUGAGCAGCCUGAAAGCUUUGGCCAACAGCAUGGACCAAGGGCAAAACAAAAUACGUUAUACGAUGGAAUUGACCGACAAAGUCAUUGCCAACACCGAUCCAGAUGGUUUGAGUAGCAUCAAGGAAGAUGCGGACAACCUGAAAACAGAUUUUGAACAACUUCUGAAGGAUAUUUCUGAAAUGCAGGUUAAUUUGACUGAAAGAUUAGCUGUGGUUGGGGAGUUCAACAAGAUUUUGAGGCAGUUCAAAGUUUGGCUGGAUGAAAUAGAAAGUGAAAUAGAGGCUACUGGAAAGCAGGAACUGAAUUCUCUGAUUGAGAAAAAAUCCGUUCUCGAGAAAUAUAGUUCCAUUUUAAAAGAUAUAGAAAGCCAUGAUGCAAUAGCAAAACGAUUGGAAAAUGAAUCUACUGAACAUCCCGUACUUCUUGAAGAAAUCAAAGAGUCAUUAGAUAAAUAUCAUAAUUUCUUAAUGAUAUCUCAAACAUGUACUUCUCAACUUGUGCAAGAAAUAAAUGAAAUAGAAAAAUAUAAGGAUGUUUACUCAGCUGCUGAAACAUGGUUAAGAGACAUCAAAUUGAAGUUGAACAGUAUUGGGUUUCAAGGCAACAGCAAAGCAGCUAUUGAAGAAAAGAUCAUUGAAUUUGAAACAGUGAAACAAUCUCUUCCCCAAGGUGAAGAACUGGUAAAGAAUUCUUGUAAACUAGGAAGUACCGUGAAAAACAAUUUUGGAAUGCUAGGAUCAGAAAGAAUCGUUAGCGAGUGUGAUGCUUUGUCAUCUGCUCAUGAAGAGGUCCUGAUGUUAGUUAAAGAGAUCGAUUUUGGUUUGAAACGGUGUCUCGAUGCCUGGGAAGAGUACGAAAUUUCAAGAAAUGACUUGGAAGAAUGGUUGAGGAAUGUGCAGAACAAAGCUAAGCCAUACAUGGAAAGUAGUGAUGAGUGCACUGACACAGAAAGGCUUGAGAAAUUAAGAGAAAUAUAUCAAGAUGUUACUGAACACAAAAUUGAUGUAGCUGCACUAAGCACUGCUUGUGAGAACUUAGUGGAGAUCAGUUGUUAUUCUGCAGCUCGAGACCAAACAGUUUUGAUAUCUACCAAUUACAAUUCAUUCUCAUCAAAUCUUUCGGACAUCAUUAAUAAAUUAGAGAAAUACAUUUGCAAUCAAGGGGAGUUUUCUGAAGCCAGGAAAGAGUUUUUCUCUUGGUAUAACCAAGCAAAAUCUGUGAUAGAUGAUAAUUUUAUACUUAAAGGCAGUCAAGAAUUGCUUCAAGAAAGAGUCGAAAAUAUUAAAGGUCUGACUGCAUCAAUCCCUGAAGGUCAAAGACUGCUUAAUGUAGCAUGUGAAUCCAGUUCAAAAGUUCUAAGAGUUUUGCCUGAACCUGCAAAGUUGGUCGUUCAAGAGGAAACACUGGAUAUGAAAAUUAAAUUUGCAGAUUUAGAAAAACUUUUGACAGAAAGUAUUAGUGCCUUAUCAUCAGUUAUAACAAGACUUCAGGAGUUUGCCAUUAAUAAAAGCAAGUUUAGUGACUGGCUGGAAAAUGUUACUCAAAAAAUCCCAGACACAAUUGCAACAAAAGGGGAUUUAAUUGAAAUAAGGACAAAAAUUGAAAACUUAAAGCAAAUUCUUGCUGAUGUAGAAAAUCACAAGCUUCUUCUAGAAGGGCUUCAAUCAGAAGCUUCUGAAUUAGCCCAAAAAAUAGGUGAUGAGAGCGAAUCUUCUGUCUUGGAUGGUUUGUCUGAAAAAUUCAAAUCUUCACAUUCAAAAUGCAAAGAAUUACUAUCUCAAUUAGAAAAAGAACUAUCUGAUAUUCAAGCGUAUAACAAUGCACUUCAAGAAAUAGAGAAGUGGUUGUUACAGAUGUCUUUUCAUCUUAUGUCUCAUCAUUCUUUGCAAAUUACUAACUUAUCUAAAACAAAAGAGCAAAGUGAAAAGCAUCAAGUUCUGCUGAGAGAGAUACAAUCUUUUCAAGCUACCAUCGAUGAUUUGAAGUCUAAAGGUUCUUUAUUGAACAGCAAAUAUAGAGAACAAGCUCCAAAACUGGAAUCUCAAAUAAAUCAGCAAAUAAACAAUGUUCAAGAAAGCUAUGAUUCUCUUUUGCUAACUGCUGAAAAUAUUCAGGCACAGUUGGAAGAUGCAUUGUCUAAAUUCAAAGCGUAUGAGGAUAGUCUUCUUCUGUGUGAAAAGCUUCUCAAUGAAACGAGACCAUUCGUUUCUAGUGGCCUUAAACCUUCAAGAUUUUCAUCUCAUGAAGCCAAGGAUAAGCUUGAUUUUGCAAGAAAUAUUUUGAAGAAUUUAAACAAUGGCAGAGAAAAAUUGCAAGAAGCAAUUCAAGGUUGUAUUGAAGCAACUUCAUCUAUCAGCAGACCUUCUAGCCCAGAUGUAGGCUUUGCAUCAUCUUUGCCCGAGAAAGAGAUGCAAAUAAAAAUUCAAUUGCAAGAUUACAUAGAACAAAUUCAAGCUUUUGUCUCUGGUCUGGAAGACAUUGUUAGAGAAUGGGAAAGCUUAUGUGAGCUGAAAGCCAGUCUUGAAAAGUGGAUCUCAGAGAAGGAAGAAUAUGUAUCAGCUAUGGAAAUGAAGCCUUUGGCUUUUAGCGUAGAAUCUAUACUAUCUCGUAUUCAUGAACUAGAAGACAUAAGAAUUCAAAUAACAGAAAAGAUAUGCAGUGUAGAUAAUAUGGAGAAAAAAUCUAAACAAUCUGUGGACGUUCAAGCUGCUAACCUAUUACGAAAAAAGUUAAACGAUUUAGAUGCACGGGUAAGUCAAUUAAUUAACAAAUGCAUAUCAGAAAAAUUAGCAGUUGAAGAAAUGAAAGUGCUUUUUACUGAGAUUGAGGCUCAAAUUAAGUUAGCUGAUGAAAAAUUAGAUGCCAUUGAGAAACAAACUAAUGCAGGAAUGUCCCAAAAGAAACAACUUUGGCAGCAGAGUUCUGAUGAUCUGAGGCAAAUUGAUAUGCUUAUAACCAAAAUAAAGAACAUGACCUUUAACUUAAAUGACCUCUCUGAAGAAAGUCAAAUGGAUCUGAUAGAUAAAAUUGGUUCUUUAGAAAAGAAAUUGGAAAAUUUGAGAAACAGAUGCUUGAGAAAAAUUCAGAGCAUUGAACUUUUGCAGACUAACCUUAAUGCAUUCUCAUUAGAGUUAGCAUCCAUUAAAGAUUGGAUUAAUGAUAAAAAAUACCAGUUAAAUACUUUGCCCAAACCAGGAUACCAAAUUCAAGGUAUUGAAAGUGCCUUGCAAGAAGUAAAAUCUCUGCAACGAGAAACUUUGAAUAAAGAAAUCGUAAUACAGUCUGCAGAGAAGAAAGUAGAGACUGUUGCAGUUGAUAUUGAUCAAAGGGAAGUUGAUACUCUACAUACAGAAAUGAAAGAAAUCAAGGUAAAAUUUCAUGAAUUAUGCAAGGCUAUAGAUGAUUGUACAGAAAAGUUAAACAACCUCCUUUCAAAAAGUAUGCAGUUUGAAAAAGAACUGAAUGAUAUUCGACAGUGGUUAUUGGAUAAGGAACAAUAUCUAUCUAGGAUUGAGUGGAAACUCAACAGCAUGGAGGAUUUACAAAAUACAAAGUCUAUAUUUACUUCUGAAGAAUUGAUUGUUAAGAAAUAUGAAGAAACUUUGGUGUCGGAAAUGUACAGACAUGCUGAUGAUUUUGAUGAAAUUUGCAAUAACGAUGAUCAAAGAUUUUUACAUUCUGUAAUUGAGGAAACUAAGCAUCACGUAACGAAAAUCAAAAAGUUGCUUGAAAAAAAAGUAGAUGAAGCAAAUAAGUUAAUAUCUGAACGAAAGGCUUUAGAUGAAUUGAUGGAAAUAGUACGAUCUUGGGUGAACAAAAGUGAAUUGACUUUGUCUCAUGAGCUCCGUCUAGAUGCUUCAAUUGAGGUGAUUGAAGAGCAAAAAGCAAGUUACAGAUCAUUGUUAGAUGAAAGUCAAAAAGUAAAUGAAAAGAGUGUAGAAUUGCAACAUACAUCUGAAAAUAUAAUCAGGAAGAUGCGGGAUGCAGAGAAAAUACAGUUGCAAAAUGAUUUGAAAAUACUUAGAGAGAAAGAACAUAGAUUGGAAGACAGCCUGCGUGAGAGACUGCAGCAAUUAGAAAAUGCCCUUGCCCAGUUGAAGAUGCAGAAGAUGAUUCUUGAUGAAAGCAUGAGGAAACUUGAAGAGAUUAAGUCAAAUCUUCAGAAGCUGGAUAAACCUCUUGGACCGUCUGUAGCAGAUGCUGAAAAUGCAAUUGAGAAUUAUGAAAAAAUCCUUUCCCGACUAAAAGAGUCCAGAGAAAGGAUAUUAAAUGUGAAACCGUUAGGCAGCUUUGUAGAUGAUUUUGGGAAUCUGCAAGUUGAUUACAGCAAAACUAUACAGUCUGUAGAAGAUAAAUGUGCCAAAGCGAAGAAUUCCUGUGCAAUUAGAGAAAAGUACCACACUCUAAUCAGGGAAAUUACAGAAACUGUUUCUUCAUGCAAUGAAAAUCUGACUUCACUUUCCAAGGAAACCACACCUGCAGAAGGCAAACUGCUGAAAUAUCAAGUUAUUCUUGAUGAGGUUAAUCAGUGUGAAGCUAAGCUUACAAAAGCAGCUGAUAAAGGUGAACAAAUCGCCAAAGAAGGAACUGCCACAGAUUGCAAUAAAAUAAUGGACCAGUUGCAGAAUCUGAGAAACAAAAUUAAUGAACUUAAGAAGACGGUAAACAAUCUAAAAACCGAGCAUGAGAAUGUGAUUGCUGAACAACGGAAAAUUAUUCAUGACUUGGAGAAUAUCUUGGAAAAGUUGCAUACUGGUCUUUCGUUUAUGCAGUCUCAGCCUCUUUUGACUUUGCCUCCAAAUGAAGUUCAACUGGAAAUUACCAAACAUAAGGAAUUAGCUGCAGAAUUGCAAAGAAGUCUUAGUGAUGCUUCAAAUCUUCAAAGUCUGGCUAAUAAAGAACUACAAACCUCUUUUCUACCUGCUUCCUUCGUAGAGCAGCUGGAAGAAUGUACCUUGUUGCAGCAGACUUUACCAGUUGCUAUUGAAGAGCAAUACCAGUACUUGAAAACCUCCCUAACUCAUAGAAAAGAAUACGAAAGUUUGAAAGAUGGCCUGAAUCGUUGGUUGCAUGGUGCUGAGAAGUUGCUGGAGUCGCCUAUUGGUGUGGAUUAUCCAAAUGUGAACUAUAAACAUAAGGAGCUGCAGACAUACUUCAUCGAUAUAAGCUUGCAAGAAAAUCAGCUGACAGAGCUGCAAAAAAUGGGCUCUCAAAUUCGACCAACUUUACAAGAGAGCCAGGUGCCUCUGUUGGAUACUGAAAUCGACAUUCUCAAAAAGAAAAUGAACAAAAUCUUGAACUUGGCCGACAAAGUGAUUACAGAAACAGAGGUGGAUUGCAUUUUGUGGAAAGAGUACUUGGAGCACUUGGAAAAAGCAUCUGAUUUGUUGAAAACUGCAGUUCCAGAUGAAAAACCCACGAAUAUUUCUUCCUUGAAUGCUGCCAUCAAGAGGUUGACCAAUCUUCUGCAUGAGAUCCAGAGAAACCAGAUUUUGGUGAACGAGUUAAAUGAAAAAGCUAGAGCUUUGGAUCGCCGUGCGGAUCGACCGUCGGCUGAUCUAAUCAACAAGCAUGUCUCCAGCGUCAAUAGUCAGUGGCAAGAGAGGCUGUGUAUUUUAGAGAAUCAGCUUGCAGCUUUGACAGAUGUUCUCAAUCAGUGGGAGGUUUAUUCAGAAAUUGAUAAUAAUAUCCAGAUUUCACUGAGGGAAUGUGAAACCCAGACUUGA
Molecule: messenger RNA, 21674 nt
Organism: Uloborus diversus
Lineage: Eukaryota; Metazoa; Arthropoda; Arachnida; Araneae; Uloboridae
Gene: Msp300
Product: muscle-specific protein 300 kDa-like
Biological process (GO): nuclear migration
Cellular component (GO): meiotic nuclear membrane microtubule tethering complex; nuclear outer membrane; cytoplasm
Molecular function (GO): actin filament binding
Source: RefSeq, a predicted model, not a curated record